UAACCAAAGCUGUUUCUGAACGUGCGGCGAGUUACUCGAAUCAUCGCUUACCACCUUCUUGCAACACGCCACGCAACUAGUUGAAUCUGUGAUACGGCUUGAACUUAGGCUUUCGACGCGUUAUCUGGGUUGUACAGGAACCGGGCUAGGUUCUGAUAAUAUACCCAGGAUGGCGCUGCGGGCCCAGCGGGCGCUUCCAGGCGCACGGCGCUCCAAUCUGACAUGUGGAAGACGUCUUUGUGUCUUCGGGACAAGGCGUGUGGUGGAGAGUGCUGUGGCUCAAACCCGCGCCCACGCCACACACGGAGCUGCGUCAGAGCCCGAAUGCAGCACGUCCGAGCGAGCAAUUGUGUGCCAGGAGUCGACUUGUGACGAGUCUUACAUCAGGAGCGCAGCCGAUGUGGCUUCCAGCAGCAGACAGGGCGCAGAGCGGGCGGCCAUCGCGCUGGCCCUUGCGACCGGCCUGUUUUUCCUCGGCGCGGACUCGGCGUGGGCAAACGGAGGUUCCUUUUCGGGGGAAGCGCUGGACAUCUUCAAUAGUUUCCUGGAGCAAGUGGAGGCGAUGGGCCCGGCGGGCGCGGUGGUGUUUGUGGUGGUGGUCAUGUUCAGCGAGAUGAUCCCGCUGUUCCCCACACAGCCGCUGUCGCUGGCAUCCGGGCUGCUGUUCGGCGGCAAGCAGGGUGCCGUGCUGAUGCUGAUCGGCUGCACACUGGCCGCCAUCAACGCCUUCAUCAUCUCGCGAGGCGUGGGCCGGGGUCUCGCGGAGAAGGUGAUCAGCAUGGAGAUGGGCACUGAGGAGGAGGGGCCGGGCCACCCCAACGCCAAGGAGCACAACCUGGUGGCGCGCAAGCUGGCGGAGGUGCAGCGCACCAUCGAGACCGGCUCCUUCACGCAGCAGCUCAUCGCGGUGGCGCUGCUGCGCCUCACGCCCGUGGUGCCCUUCUCCGCGUCCAACUACGUGCUGGGCCUCACGCCGCUGCAGCUGCCGGCGUUCAUCGGCGGCACGGUGUCGGGCAUGGCGGUGUGGAGCGUGCUGUACGCCAGCCUGGGCGGCGCCGGCCGCGGACUGCUGGAGAGCGGCGGAGACCUGGGGGAGGUGUUCGCAGAGCUGGCUGACCGCUCCGGCUCCUACACGCAAACCAUAUUGACUGUUGCCGGCCUGGCGGCGCUGGCGGUGGGGACCAUCUACGUGGUCCGCCCCAAGCUGGAGGAGCUCAUUGCCAACAUCUCACCGGCUGUGUCCAUGUCGGGGCGCAAGAGCACCCGCGGCAGCGGUGGUGCCGGCGACGUGUCUGACUCGGACGGCGAGUCGGCCCUGCGCGUCAAGGAGAAGCAGCUGACGGGGAAGUGAGGGCGAGGGCCGGCGAGGCGGAGCGAGGAGCGAGGAGCGAGAAGCAAAGAGCGGGUGGGGAGCGUGGACGAGCGGGGCGGUUUCGAGGAGAGCGAGGUGGAGACUAGGUGUUCGGGACAGCAGCAACAGCAGCAGACCGCUCAGCCGGGUCUGGUCUGGUCGGCAGGCGGUGUGGUGCUGGGACGGGGGUGGCACGGUGGCGGCUGGCGGCUGUGCUGGCUGCGUUGAGCGUACCGCGUGACGACGCGGCGUGGUGCGGGGUGCGGCGCAAGUGCUGCAUGCGGCGCGCCCUCCCGCCUGCUCCGAUUCAACGGAGCUAGAGAGGGUGCUGUCCCAGCCAGCGAAGCAGCAGAGGGGGCUGCGAUGCCCCCCCUGAGAACGAGAGCGGCAGGGCCCUGCAGGGGCACGGGCGCGGGGCCACUCCGCCUGUACUGCGCCUGUACUGGAGAUGAGGGUGGUCGUGGGUCAUGGCUCUACCUACUCCCUACCACGACCGCAGCGGGACUGCAGACAUUCCGGUUGCCAGCCACCCGGUAAGCCCGCACCAGCAAUCGCUGGGCUGGCGGGCGGUUGAAGCAAAGUAGUGGCGUUUGGGAGCGUUUUGUUUCUAGUGACGGAGCGUGUGUCACGCGGUUUUCCCAUCCUCAUCGCGGGUAUGGAGGCUGAUGUUUUAUGUUUUGGUGUUGUUCUGUUGUUGUGUGCGCGUGCACGAGUGUCUCAUAGCAGUGCGUACUUUUCGGUGUGAACGAGUUCAUUUUGGCUGACGCGUUGAGGGAGGUUACCGGCGCGAUUCUGUCAUGACGGUGCCAAGGCGGCUACGCACAAGCCGGGUUGUAUCCCAGAGCACGAGGGAUGUGUAGGAGUAGAGUCAAAGCCCAGGCGAGGGGUGCCGACCGCGGCGGUCUCCGGCUUCCGGACAUACGUUGCUGCGGUUGCAAAGCUGCAGGGGCGGCCGUGUGGUCGGCAGCCGUGACUGUGAGUCGGUGAUGGGUCCGGAGUGUGCAUGCAAGAACUUGCUGGGCGGAGUGCGAGAGCGGGAAGAAGUCUGUGCGUGAGCGGCCAGCGGCUGCCGAGGGUAGAGAAGGCGGUCGCGGGACGCUGGGUGUGCGAUGGGAGCGGGUAGGAGCGGGCCCUGCGGAGCGUUGGGGUAUUGCAGCGUGGAGGCCACAUUUUGUGUUCUGUGCGUGACGUUCAAUGUUGUGAAUUGCAGACUAGCGACGGGCACGUUGCAAGGAAGCUGACAGGUUGCUAACAAGCAGUACUCGGGCAGGUAUUGCGCCCAAAUGCUGCUGGGAGGUGCGCAGCCCGGCAAUACGGACGGACGAGACUCUGUGACGACAUGUAACAA
Messenger RNA from Chlamydomonas reinhardtii, 2699 nucleotides. RefSeq lists its product as uncharacterized. Lineage: Eukaryota; Viridiplantae; Chlorophyta; Chlorophyceae; Chlamydomonadales; Chlamydomonadaceae. The record is from RefSeq and is a predicted model, not a curated record. The transcript has 7 exons. The coding region runs from base 170 to 1351 and encodes 393 amino acids.